Molecule: messenger RNA, 804 nt
Organism: Periconia digitata
Lineage: Eukaryota; Fungi; Ascomycota; Dothideomycetes; Pleosporales; Periconiaceae
Source: the annotation of a GenBank genome assembly
AUGGAUCCCACCGAGCGACACGCAGCCGGGUUAUGGAAGAGACACGCACCUGACCACCAAGGUCAACGAUUCCGGCGUCAAAACUUUACCAGGACCCCAAGAUUUAUCAAAUAUUGUCUUUUGGUGGUGCUUCUAUUACUCACAUUUGCCAUAUACCAGGAAGAAACUAUAUUCACAAGAGCUUCCGGACACGCCCCUACGCCCUCAGACCAAUCUCCCGUGGAUGAAAGAGCAUCUUUAUCAUCCUCGAUCUCUACGCAACCAAACCACCCCAGCAUGUUCUAUCCCAAGUUCGGCAAAUGCACCGCAUCAUUUGGCGACCCCGAUCCCCCAUACGAAGCCGCUAUCGCCUCCCACGACCUCCAUAACCAAAUCCACGGCUACCCUCACUACAUCCUCCGCGAGCACAUGAUCCGUGGAUUAUGGUCCAAACACGGCUGGAUCAUGACCGUCAUCGGACAAGAGCUCUCGAAACCUGAAGAGCAGCGUUUGAAAUGGCUGAUGUGGCACGAUCGAGAUACCGUACUCAUGAACCCGCAAAUUCCAUUGGAUAUCUUCGUUCCUCCAGAAGCGAACUUCAGUCAUAUCAAUCUAUUGGUUACCAAGGACCGAAAUGGGCUAAAUAAUGGGGUGUUCAUGAUCAGAGUGGGGCAGUGGGCGAUGAAGCUUUUUGCGAGCGCGUUGAGUAUAAGGGAGUAUCAGCCGGAGCUUGUGUUGAAGUAUACGGAGCAGAGUGGGAUGGAGGAAACAAUCAAGCGAGUAGGUUUCUCUCUUCCCAUAAGCUGUAUCUGCCAACACCACUGA